Messenger RNA from Staurois parvus, 309 nucleotides. Lineage: Eukaryota; Metazoa; Chordata; Amphibia; Anura; Ranidae. The record is from the annotation of a GenBank genome assembly.
UGCUGCCAAUCAGUGCCACCUAUCAGUGCCAGUCAGUGUCGCCUAUCAGUGUGCAUCAGUGCCAGUCAGUGCUUCCUAUCAGUGCCAGUCAGUUGCCGCCUAUCAGUGUCAUGUAUCAGUGCUGCCUUUCAGUUCCCAUCAGUGAUGCCUGUCAAUGCCCAUCAGUACAACCUACCAGUGCCUCCUCAUCAGUGCCCAUCAGUGCCACCUAUCAGUGUCCAUCAGUGCAGCCUAUCAGUGCCCAUCACUGCAGCCUCAUUAGCGCACAUCAGUGAAGGAGAAAAAUCAUUUAUUUACAAAAUUGUAUAA